AUGGCACAAGCUGGAUCACUGCCCAAUUUGGUUUCAACAGGUGGUGACAGAAUACAUACUUUUGGUCACAUCUUGUAUUGCAGCCUAAGACAAGUGUCCCUGCAGCUUUGGAUCUGUCUGCGGCGUCAGAGCGAUUUGUGUGGUUUGCAUGAUGGGGGAGCCGUGGCCAUCGCGUGCCCUGCUGACUGUCCUUGUUUCCAUCCCAUCCCAGGUUACGGACAUGCUGCCCCAGGGACGGAUGCAGGGAAGGCUUUCUGCAUGUUCUACGCAGUCCUGGGGAUCCCUCUGACACUCGUCAUGUUCCAGAGCCUGGGCGAGCGCAUGAACACCUUCGUCAAGUACCUCUUGAAACGCAUCAAAAAGUGCUGCGGCAUGAGGAGCACCGAGGUCUCCAUGGAAAACAUGGUCACUGUGGGUUUCUUCUCCUGCAUGGGGACACUCUGCAUUGGAGCAGCAGCCUUUUCCCAGUACGAGGAAUGGAGCUUUUUCCAUGCUUACUAUUACUGCUUUAUAACAUUGACUACGAUAGGGUUUGGAGACUAUGUGGCCCUGCAGACCAAAGGGGCCCUUCAAAAGAAGCCUCUCUACGUGGCUUUUAGCUUUAUGUACAUUCUAGUGGGGUUGACAGUCAUUGGGGCAUUUCUAAAUCUGGUUGUUCUCAGGUUCUUGACCAUGAACAGUGAGGAUGAGAGGAGGGAUGCCGAGGAGCGGGCGUCCCUGGCAGGGAACCGCAACAGCAUGAUUAUCCACAUCCAAGAGGACUCCCAGCAUGGCCGGCCUCGGUACAAGGCCGAAGUGACAGACCUGCAGUCAGUUUGUUCCUGCAUGUGUUACAGGUCCCACGAGUACACCAGCCGGGUGGUGUCCCACCAAAAUUCGUUCAGCUCGAAGCUGAACCCCCAGUACUUUCACUCCAUCUCUUACAAGAUAGAGGAGAUCUCGCCAAGCACAUUAAAAAACAGCCUCUUCCCAUCUCCUGUCAGCUCCAUCUCACCUGGGUUGCACAGCUUUACAGAUAACCACAGGCUGAUGAAACGGCGAAAGUCCAUUUAAAGGGAUUUGUCUUAUUUUGCUUUCCUUGUUUUUCCCAGUUCUUUGUUGUUUUGGGUUUUUUUGUUCCUUGAGUGAGACGGAGCGAGGCCAAAGGGAGUAGAGCAAGCCAGUCCUCCUCUGAGACUCAGCUCUUGAGCAUGAAGCAUGGAUUUUUACUGUUCCAGCAAAGUAUGCCUUACAUUACCCCCUUGGUGGAUGUCAGAGGAUUCAAGGUGACGUGAAGUGGGUACCAAAUCCAAAGUUGCACACACAGCUGGGAGCCUUCAUGUGCCGCUGGCACUCCUGACCCAACAAACUUUUUUCCUCACGAGCAGGUUGCAGCGUGUGUGCGUGUGCCUGUGUGAGUGCGGGGUGCGUGUGCGUGUGUGUGCGCGUGCAGUUCCACAACCAGUGCCAUGUGACAAAAAUUAAAGCAUCAGGUAUUAUUUUUUCUUUUGCCCUUGAAGCAAAAUUGUGUUCGAGCCUGCUUUUUUUUUAGAUUGCUUCCAAA
Messenger RNA from Catharus ustulatus (Swainson's thrush), 1543 nucleotides. Its product is annotated as potassium channel subfamily K member 9-like. Gene Ontology annotation, molecular function: potassium ion leak channel activity. Lineage: Eukaryota; Metazoa; Chordata; Aves; Passeriformes; Turdidae. The record is from RefSeq and is a predicted model, not a curated record. The transcript is spliced from 2 exons. Gene Ontology annotation, cellular component: membrane. Bases 1 to 1053 code for a protein of 350 amino acids. Gene Ontology annotation, biological process: potassium ion transmembrane transport; stabilization of membrane potential.